Symbiodinium necroappetens is the source of this 690-nucleotide messenger RNA. The record is from the annotation of a GenBank genome assembly. Lineage: Eukaryota; Dinophyceae; Suessiales; Symbiodiniaceae.
GGCGUGGAUCCGAACAAAGUGUACUGGAGCUACAUUGCCAGCCGUGCUGAAGCUCUGGAGCUCCAUGUGCAGACACCGAGCCAUUUGGUGCUGGCCAGACUCGCAUGCCUCACACGCACCGUGGAGCCUGCGGCACUCCGGGCUAUCGCAAGUGACUGGGAUCAUCUGACAGAUUCGGAAAGGGAUGCUCUUUCAGAGAUCUUCCUGUCAGACGGCCACUAUGACAAGGCCUUCAUCUUCCAGUAUUUGCCUCUCUUCUUGACCAACGCCAUGGCCAACCAGGGCCUCGGCUUGCGGCGCGGGCUUCAGUUUCUGGUAGAGCUCUUCGCGAAGCUGAUGAAUCACCGCUGCCUGAACCAGGACGGCUCCUCUACCGUCACAGUAGACAUCUCCUCGCUGGCAACCAUGGCCAAGGACAUCGACGACUUGAGGCUCCUCCGACAGUGCAUGGACUUCUCGCGCAUCGUGAAGCACACAACUGGUGUGACUGUCCUGCUCACUGCCGAGAGCUACCAGAUCCUUUCAGGCCAGCUUGUGGCGGAGGACCGCAAGGUAGACCUGCUGGAGUCGCUGACUGCUCAACAGCGCCGCCUGGAGGAUGCGCUGAUCGGCCGCGCACGGCCGCUGACGCUGUGGGACGACAGCCCACGGGUGGCUUGCCAUAUCCGCAGAUUCAGUCUAGACUCCUAG